Molecule: messenger RNA, 1273 nt
Organism: Chlorocebus sabaeus (green monkey)
Lineage: Eukaryota; Metazoa; Chordata; Mammalia; Primates; Cercopithecidae
Gene: LRRC51
Product: leucine rich repeat containing 51
Molecular function (GO): protein binding
Source: RefSeq, a predicted model, not a curated record
AGAGAAGGGGUAUCACCGCUUCCGGACCCCGGCCUGGACUUGAAGGCAAAGAGAACCACAAAUCCCAGCGUCACCCGCGGCCUUAGAGCCCCGCCCAUGACAAACUACAGGUCCCGGUAAGCACCGCGUUAGUUCUUAUGGCGCCUGCCGGGUCGUGGUGACGAAAGUAGUUGCCAUGGAGUUGCCCUGAGUAACCGUGAGGCAGUGGCACGCCAAGACUGGAGAGGAAGCGACUGCGGGGAGUAUUUCCAUUUUAACCGGAAACAUCCCUGAACCCACAGGAAUGAAUCCCUAAUGGUGGAGUUUCAGGCAUCAGUGACAGGCUGAACCCGGACUCCCAGGGCACCUGCUUUUACCUGAUGAAUGAUGGCCUGAACUAUGAACAAACGGGACUAUAUGAACACUUCGGUACAGGAGCCCCCACUUGACUACUCCUUCAGAAGCAUCCACGUCAUUCAAGACCUGGUAAAUGAGGAGCCAAGGACAGGACUACGACCACUGAAGCGUUCAAAGUCAGGGAAAUCACUGACCCAGUCCCUGUGGCUGAAUAACAAUGUUCUCAAUGAUCUGAGAGACCUCAACCAGGUGGCUUCACAGCUUUUGGAGCACCCAGAGAACCUGGCCUGGAUCGACUUGUCGUUUAAUGACCUGACUUCCAUUGACCCUGUCCUAACAACUUUCUUCAAACUGAGUGUCCUCUAUCUUCACGGCAACAGUAUCCAGCACCUGGGGGAGGUGAAUAAGCUGGCUGUCCUUCCUCGGCUCCGGAGCCUGACACUCCAUGGGAACCCCAUGGAGGAAGAGAAAGGGUAUAGGCAAUAUGUGCUGUGCACCCUGCCCCAUAUCACCACGUUCGACUUCAGUGGGGUCACCAAAGCAGACCGCACCACAGCUGAAGUCUGGAAACGCAUGAACAUCAAGCCCAAGAAGGCCCGGAUCAAGCAGAAUAUACUUUGAGGCUCCCACGACCCUAGUAGUCCUAAAGGCCUGAGAAUAGACAGCAUGGUUUGACAAUAAAUGAUUUGAGCUGUUGAGCAGAUGAGAAGUCACUUACACCUUGUAGAGAUGUUCUCUAACUCAGGCAACUGCAAGUAGCUCUAGCCUUUUCUUUUCUUUUUUUUUUUUUGAGACAGAGUCUCACUCUGUUGCACAGGCUGGAGUACAGUGGCACGAUCUUGGCUCACAGGAACCUCUGCCUCCCAGGUUCAAGAGAUUCUCCUGUCUCAGCCUCUCCAGUAGCCGUGAUUAUAGGCGCACACCACCAUGACUGGCU